UUUUUUUUUUUUUUUUUUGAGACCAUGAUUCUUAACCAUCCAGCAAGAAUUAACAAGCUUGCGGCUUCAGCGAUGACUGUUUCUAGUUGAGUCUCGAUCAUAAAUAAAGCUAUCGAUAAUAAUUCCGAGUAUUAGAAAAAUUGCACCGAUUAUAACCGCAUAACAUUGCAGUAUAGGCUACUCAGUUUCGCGUCAUCGUCGAUUUAAUCAUUUAUAAAUGUUAGCCAAUGGCUCAAAUUUAUAAUAAGCAAUGUUAGGAAGUUAUAAGAUGGUCUAGAGUGUGAAUAAAGUUUCCUAUAACAUAGCAAAAUGAAAAUAAAAAUGCGAUUUCUUGCACUUUUAUUUUCACAAGUUUGCUGCACGUCGCAAAUUUUGCUGUACUCUACUACAACAUUGCAUCAAAUGUCGUCAGAUUAAUGUUAAAGUUUGUUUUAAUAUUUCGAUAAAGAUUAGCAAAGUUACCUAUGAAAAAUUAUUCAGAAAAAUUAUACUUUUAAAACAGUUGGACGCGACUGCAAUCUAUAAGUAGAAUAAAGGUACAAUAAAACUAGAUAGCGUAACAACUUUUUUAUCAGCAGUAUUCCAAGGAAUGCCGAUUUUUCCGCAAUCUUACGAUCGUCGACAAAAGAACUUUUAAAAAAAUUUCACAAUGUUUUUGGAGGCAUGCCUUGAAUAAUUGAAUAAAAUAUCGUAGCGAAAAAAAUUGCAUCCUAGCACCUAAAAAGAUACAUCCUGCAGGAAUGUUUAAUGGCUUGCAAAAUUAAGCAUCGCCGACACUCGAAGAUAAGCGAACGCGCAAAGUAAGCCGAAGCACAUACACACAUCAAGUACGUUACUAUUUGUCAACUUGGUAAUCGAGUAACAUGACUCAAUGCAUGCGCGACGCGUCGCCCGCUCCGUUGAGACACAUUCAUCUCGUGCAGCACACUCCAAUACCAAAUGCACUCCCGCAUCAUGCGGACGAGCGAGACCUCUCUUACUCUCAUCAUGAUUCGGGCCAAUUUUCCCUUUCGGGCGUAAUCCUCAAUUAAUCUCAAUCUGUAUUUUUGCAAUGCAGCUACGCCCAGUUCCAAUCGCUUUGUUCAAUGUUUCGUUCGCCUGUAUUUGUGUAUAUUUCUCGGUAUAAAGUGUCCUCGUCCGCGCAAUUUCCUCCUCGGGGAAAAAAUUACACGUUGCGUUUCUCGGAACUCGAUAUAUCUCGCUCAGCGAAUCUUCCUCAUUACGGCAAAAUGCUUAUGUAUAGACUCCCGUAAAAGAAUCAUUAGGCUACCACCGCACACGGAGACGCCCUGCGUAUACACAGCUGAUUAGGGCGUCCCUGCAGUCGAGCCCACAAUGGCUGUCCCGAAGCUGAAACUCUGCGUAGUUCACCAAUAAAAUCGAACCUCCGAAUCAGCGCAGGUUCCCCCUGUGCAUAAGAACGCCGUACCGAAUCAACAAUCACGAGCUCUCAGCCGACGCUUCAUUCACAAACAUUCCAGACGCCAACCGACUUUUUCCCACCUACGCCGUUGUGAACGCCGCCGCAUUCCGCGUUCAUAGGCGUGUUUGUUUCUCUCUCUCUCUCUCUCUCUCUCUCUCUCUCUCACUCUCUCCCGCUUACUCACUCCCGCGGCGGCGUGUCACGGUGAGCGUUGAACGUUGGAUGUUAGGCGUUAGCCUGCAUCGCACACUACUCGCGCGCUCGCACACCCGAAUUUCCUCUCCGCGUCCUCGUGAGGACGAUGAGGAGACGCCUUUAGCGGGAUCGCCAGCUCACAAGGACUAGAGAGAAGAACAAGCAAGAGAAGCGAGAUGAGGGAGGUAGCGCGACGGGUCGCUCUGGCCGCGCUGGUCGGCUGCUACCUGUUGGGCGUAGUCCGAGCACAGAACGACAGGAAAGACUACUACGAGACUUUCGGCGACCAAUCGCCUCCGGACUGGCUGGCUCGCGAUGCCUUCGACGAGAUUCGCCAUAAGAUGGACAAAGUCAACCAGGACAACUGCCAGAUCCAGCAUCUCGACGACCUCUACCUGCCCGGGGACAGUGUAUCCCACCUGCCGGACAUCAAGGAAAUCAACAUCAACCCCAUCUUCCCCAACAGGACGGCCUUGCUGCACAUUCACAACAUGGCUCUCACCAGGAGCUUCUACUGGAGUUAUAUCCUGCAGUCGAGGAACUACAAGCCGCCCAUCAACGACACCUACGACCCUGGUAUGAUGUACUACUUCCUGUCUACCGUGGCUGAUGUCUCCGCCAAUCCCUACAUCAACGCCUCGGCCAUCUACUUUGCCCCCAACAUGUCCUUCUCCUCGUCGUACAGAGGAUUCUUCAACAAGACCCUGCCCAGGUUCGCACCCAGGACAUUCAGGGCUGAUGACUUCAACGAUCCCGUGCACAUCGAGAGGAUAUCCACGAGGAACACUUUUACAGUGCAAGAUCUUGGAGCUUUCCCCAAGAGUCAGCUAAGCAAGGAUUAUACCACUGACUACUAUAGGAUAAACGAAUGGUACAAAAAGUGGUUGCCAGAUGAUCCAACCAGACACGAUACUAAAAUGACAUACCAAGUGGAAAUAAGAUAUGCAAAUAACACAAACAUUACUCAUACCUUCCACGGUCCCAGAGGCCCUCACGAGGAAGGUGGGCCGGUAAAAUGGAUAAGACCCUACUUUGAUUGUGGACGCUCAAACCGUUGGCUUUUCGCAGCUGUCGUUCCAAUUGUGGACUUGUACCCUCGUUAUACUGGAUUCAGGCACAUUGAAAUCCCAAGAUAUACAGCUGUCUCAGUUGUAGAAAUGGACUUUGAUAGGAUAGAUAUCAAUCAGUGUCCUAGGGGACAAGGUAACGCAGGGCCUAAUAGAUUUGCAAAUACCGCUAGGUGUAAAAUGGAGACAACAGAGUGUGAACCACUUCACGGCUGGGGCUUCCGAAGAGGCGGCUACAUGUGCAGAUGUAAACCGGGUUGGCGAUUGCCGUAUGUGGUGAGGCGGCCUUAUCUCGGGGAGAUCAUCGAGAGAGCCUCGGCAGAGCAGUAUUACAACGGAUUCGAUUGUGCAAAGAUUGGCUGGAUUCAAAAGCGGCCGGCCGAGCUGACAAAGGCGACGGAAUACAUGAAGGAGAAGUAUCUCGAACAAUACUACGAGUAUAAGAAUUACUCAGUAGGACCGGAUUCUCUGCACACCGACAAAAUGAACAUACACGAAGUUCUUAAAUUCAUAUAUGGCGUCCACGAGAGCAACUGUCACAAAUACACCGACGAACAGCUACGUCUACCGGGCGACAUAGCUCACAGUGUAGACGAGUUCUACGAGAACGAAGCGAAGAUGGCAACGCGUCUGGCCAACUUUAUCAGUUCGUUCCUGCAAGUUUCCGACCCGGAGGAAGUCUACUCGGGCAAGAGAGUGGCCGAUAAACCGCUUAACGAAGAUCAGAUGAUCGCCGAAGUCGUCGCGCUGCUAUUCGGUAACUCAAGGAUCUGGUCAGCGGGUGUCUACUGGGAUCGCAACAAGUUCACCAAUCGCACCUAUUUCGCCCCGUACGGGUACAAGGAAAAGCUCAAUGAUCUCAAACUCAAAGUCGAAGACCUAGCAAGACUCAAUACUACUGAGGAGCUGUACACGAACAACGAGUGGUUCCAACUGCUGAAGAACCGUUGGGCCGCGAAUCACGACGAUCUCGAGAAAUAUUUCCUAAAAAUGAUGGUGCGCUACAACGAGACCGGCGAAUCCUUGAAAAAAUACGAGCACUACCCGACCUUCUACAGGGCGGCAAACCUGAACCACGGCUACUGGACCGUCCCUUACUUCGAUUGUAACGGCAAAGUGAAGAAAUGGUUAAUUACCUAUGCAUCCCCCUUUUUCGGCUGGGACAGCCUCAAAGACAAACUGGAAUUCAAGGGUGUCGUAACUGUGACCAUGGACUUGCUACAGCUGGAUAUCAACCAGUGUGACGAUAAAUUCAAUGUUCCCAACGCGUUUAAGGGGACGCACAAGUGCGACAAAAAAUCCUCAUACUGCGUACCGAUACUGGGACGUGGAUUCGACAGUGGCGGCUACAAGUGCGAAUGCAAGCAAGGCUACGAGUACCCGCUUGAAGAUCUGAUAACGUACUACGAUGGGCAGCUGGUCGAAGCCGAGUUCACCAACAUCGUCGAGGACAAGGAGACUAGGUACGACAUAUACAAAUGCCGCUUAGCGGGUGCCGCCUCAAUGCAAUUCAGUUGGGUGCUGCUUCUGCUGACCAUAGCGCUAUUCUACCCCAACCAUCGACGGUAGAGCACAAAGACGCGGACCAAAAUUUUUUUUAUACGCGCAAAACGUAGGGAAAAAUGCUUACCCUAAGAGCGUAAAUUCCAAGAUUUUAACGAUUAGUUAGCACGUAAGACUUUUACUAUAAUCAAUAGUACAACAAAUCUAAAAUUGAAUCUCGAAGUCACUUACCGACUUGAAUAACGUCUCCGUCCAUAAGGAACAAAUUUUUUAGAAAUAGAUUUUUAUAAUUGCCUAAUUUUUAAUUAAACGACGCGAAGCAUAAAAACUGCAUUGACGUGUAGUUUAUUUGUAGAUAUUUCUAGAUAAGUGUCUGUUUGCAUGAUUUAUAACGACCAGUUAGUGUUGCAAUUGCCUUUUCAAAUGUUUUAAAAGAUGUGCCUUUAAAUUUUAUAAAACUAGAAUCUCAAAAUCAAAUUUUACUAUCAUUAGGUAAAGUGUAGUAUUUCAUACAAAUAGACUUCGCCUUUAAUGGAUAAGUGCCUUCUAAUGAAUCUAAAGCACUAAUGCAAGGUGAACAUCCAUUCAAUUGUUUUGUAUUAUUUUGUAAUCUUUAAUGAAUUUGCAAGAAGUAAUCGAUAUAAAAAUUACUAUAGACUCUGUACCUAAUGAACGAUAGAUGUAAUUAACAAUGACAAUUUUACAAGUAUGAGAUUUUAAAUAUGUCUGUUAAUACAUCGAUAAGUAGUUAUUUAAUUACUGUUAAAUUAUAAAUGAUGUAAUUGAUCCAUUUUACUAAAUCACAUUCCGUCCAUGUUUUCUACAUUUUGUAUACAUUUAUACAAUGCUUGAAUGCAAAUAAAUGAAUCUCAAAAUAACA
Messenger RNA from Nasonia vitripennis (jewel wasp), 5068 nucleotides. RefSeq lists its product as uncharacterized. The transcript has 12 exons. NCBI's taxonomy places the organism in Eukaryota, Metazoa, Arthropoda, Insecta, Hymenoptera, Pteromalidae. The record is from RefSeq and is a predicted model, not a curated record. Bases 1795 to 4254 code for a protein of 819 amino acids.